GAACUGUAAGCAAAUAAUUUUAUACUAAAAUAUUUUUUGUUCAGGCAACAUUCCUUGUGGUGUUCUUUCAAAACCGAUUACUCUUAGCGUGUUUGUGAUUAACUGUUUAUUAUUUUGGACCCGUGUUAGUUUGGCUUUAAAAUUUAAUUGAUUAAAAAUGAACGUAUCAGAGUAAGCAAGAUAACUAUUCUAAAUUCAGAGUUUUAAUGACAUAUAAGUUGUCAAGAAUUUAGUAAAACGUACUAAAUUUUUGCGAACACGCUUUGAGUUUAGUGCUCAUUGAAGUACGUCUUUGAGGCAAAAAUGACAGAAUGUGACAGCAGGCCGAUAACGUCAUGUCAUUGGUCAAUCGAAAAUAUCGAAAUUGAAUCGAGGAAUAGUCGUUCGUCCGCUUGGUCGAUGAAUAUUUAUUAUUUGUUUUUUCUCGGUCGUGAAUACUAAACAAGGUUCGAUGUGUGGGCAACGAUGAGAUAAUAAUUAUACAGUUACAAGUGCUUCUUUGUUUAGAAACUUUUUGUGCUUAUUUGUGUACGAUCAAAUGGCUUCAACGCCAGUGCAAGUGAACGGUAAUGCGAAUAAAAACAGUCCCCUGGGAAAGCGGAAAAAAUCUCGAGGAAGCAAAGGCUCAUAUUUAUCCAAGUGGUUGGACAAAACUAUGUGCCAUAUACAGGAGUCUACUCCCAGUAUGGAUACGUAUGAUUCUUUUAUGACACCGAAUAUGAAUUGGGGUUCGCAGUUCGCGCCGGGUUACGACCCGUGCAGGUUUAACAUGUUCGGUUACGCGGAGCCAAUGUCGCUGCCUACGCCGCCUACCUACUGCAGUCCUGCGAUGCCGCUGUAUCCUCCCGAGUACCGUUACGUGCAGAGUGUGAACAAAAGUGUGCAGGUGCAGCGGCCGCGGCCGCGCCGUCGAAGCGAGAAGCCCGAGGACUGCAGCACGCCGAACAGCACCCCUUUAAACACUAAUUACUUUCAACCAAAGAAUUGCUCAGACAGCCAAGACUUUGCGAGCUUACCGCCUAUAGUUACAUCAGUUGGCGACACAAAUUCCAAUAGUGAUAUGAAUACCAAUGAGAAAGACGAGUGUGCGCGGAGAUACAGCGAUCCUUGCGUGCAAGGACUGCCUGAUAUAGCCCGGCCGGCUAAUGGAGAGGUGGACUCUGUUUCGGAAGACAGCUCAGGGUUGUCUGGGAGUCAGGUUGGCAGUAGACUGCUGACAUACCUCUUGGACCAGAUAACGAGUUUGAAGAUGACCAAUGAAAGACUGAAUAAAGACUUACAAGAUACUAGAGCGGAACUAAAUAGCCUACGAACACAACACAGUAUCUGGCAGAAAGGAUCGAGUUCCAGUAUUGGUGGCAAUAAUGGUCUAGUAGGCGGUCAAUACUCGCCUGGCUUCGUGACCGACCUAGUCCGCGAGAUCCGCGACUCCGCGCGGAUACGGGAAGAGGCCCUAUAUGCGCGAGUCCGUGCCAUGUUGCUGGAGAGAGAUAACGGAUUGGCGUCACCGGAAACGAAGUUAAGUGAGAAAACUCUUGAAGAAAUCAAGAGUUCACUUCGCGCUUCGGAGGCGGACAAGAGGCGCAUGAUGGACCGUGUUGCGAAACUAGAGGACGAGCUGCGACUGCUCCGAGUCUCCACGAGUCUCGACUCGAGCGAGAACGGCAUCACGAACGGCACCGAGGACUCGGAGACGGAGCGACUCCGGCUGCGGAAGGAGCUCGCCAGCAUGAAGAAGGCCAAGCAGAACGCGGAGGAACACGCUUUCAAACUGGAGCGGCUAGUGACCCAGCUGCGUUCCAAAUUCAACGGUCUCCAAACGUCGCCAAACGGUCCCGAGUCCCUCCCGAGCGAGACCGAACAGGACUCGAGCCGCGCGCGCCGAACCAGCGUCAACUCGAAUACUACAGUCGUGUUCGGGCCCGUGACCGAUUUGUAGCGAACACUCGCUAGCGACGUCUGUGUUUUGGCCACGGACGUGCUCUGCUCCGUAUUAGAUAAAAUAUACUAAACUGUACUUUAACGAGUUAAACCAAACAGGACCAGAGCCGCGCGCGCCGUAACAGCAUCAAUUCGAACACUACAGUCGUAUUUGGGCCCGUGACCGAUUUGUAGCGAACACUCGCUACCGACGUCUGUGUUCUGGCCACGGACGUGGUCUGUUCUGUAUUGUAUAAAAUAUACUAACCUGUACUGUUUAUAUGCAACCAAUUCAACCGAACAGGACCCGAGCACCAGCGUCAACUCCAAUGCUACCGUCGUGUUCGGGUCGGUCUCCAACUUGUACCGAACACUUGCUAGCGACGUCUGUGCUCUGGCCACGGACGUGGUCUGCUACUAUACUACAAUCAGCGGUCUGCAAAGUCGCCCGAAUCCGUCCCGAGCGAAACCGCACAGGAUAUGAAAAGCGCGCGCUUAUAAAAAAAUCUGAACCGAGUUUGAUGCUUCGAGUUCAAUAAAAUAGCGACACGAAAUGUUUCGAUUAAGUAUGUAAUAAUGUAAAAUUUCCCAAAUUAUGACAAAUCACAAGAAAAUAUAAUCACUUGGACAUUACGUAACUUUCAAAAAUAAUAUCUAUUAGUAAUCAUUGUAAAAUUGAUAUUAAUAAAUAAUCAAUAAUCGAAUUUAAAGUUAAAAUCAUUGCUUGCAUAUCCAUAUUUGUAAUGGACAAUAAUCUAAUUCAUAAUAAAUUGAGUGUGGUGCUUGUUUGCAACAUUUUGAACUGUUGUGUUCGUAAAUUUGUUUGUUAAAUAAUAACAUUAUUUGAUGUGUGUAUAGAAUAUUAUUUACUGACACUUGGUGUGCAAUUCCUUAUUGACUUUUACAAUUUUCACCUACACUUUAUUAUAAGCUUUUUAUUAUAUUUAUUCAGUCAACAGGAUCCUCUUUAUUGGUGCUUUAAAUAAUCGAAGUUACUGAAUACCUACAUAGACAGUUUAAUUUAGAUAAGGACUUAUAAUUAUGUGACAGUGGGAAAUUAUUUAUUGAUUUAUCGGCCUAAUAUGUAUUCAAUUAAUGUUGUCUUUUAUUUAAACAAAAGUGUUGUACUUUUAUGCUUGUCAUACAUCAAACCUACUUGACCUAACCUAAAACUUCGGAAAAUGAUAAACAGCUAAUGUAGAUAGGUCGAAGUGGUCGAACGUUAUUUUGAUACUUUGCUUUGUCACAAAUUUUUAGAGACUUUUAAAGGUUACUUGUUUUAUUUGCCUGUUUAUGUUUUAAUCGUAUUAUAUCUACGAACUGCCAAUUGAUUGAAAACCAAAAAAUGCUGGUUCACUUUUACAAAAUUCUAAAUACAUGCAGAUACUAAACAACAUAGAACCCUAUACGACUACGUUUGUCUUGCUCGAUAGAAUUGUUUGUUAAGUUAAAACCUCGAAGGAUUUAACAACCGCAGUCGCUUUUAAGAGCUUACCCCUCUGUCGAAAACCACAACCAAUGGUCAUAUGUAUCGUAUGGACUGACGUUUAUCUGACAUGGCUAUUUGUACAUAUACAUUUGACGUACCUUCUUCGCAAAAAUUACAGACGACGCGUCUCCAGUUGUUAAAUCCUUCAAGGUUUAAACCAUACGGAGUGAAUUGCAAUGUCAGUUGUGCUCAACUAUUUUGUGUAAUAAUUAAGCUAUAAUUGAAUGUGUUGUCGAAAAAUUAUCAUCAUAAACGAAUUUUAUUUAAUGUUUAGUUUUAAUUCUGUGGUCUCAAAACGUCUUGAACAAAUUAUACGAUUUUAUUAAUUAUGUUUUAGUACUUACUUUUUAUGCAUGGGUGUAUUUUAAAAUAAUGUCUAAUUUGUAAUAAUCUAGCUCAUGUUUGUGAUGGUUGUUCGUUUGUAAUAACAUUUACCUAAUUAUUUUAAUAUAAGGCGUGCUCUCUAUAAUCUUAAAUUGAAUAUUAGUAAUGUGUGUGGGUUAAAACUAAUUCAAUCAAAAAUAUAAACCAACUAAAAUGCCAUAGUGUAUUAUAGCAACUGCAAGGUCUAUUCUAUUUUUAUAUGAUAAUGGAAUUACUUUUUAAUUUGCCAUAGAAUACUCUGAAAUAACUCGUAGAAGUAGCAAAAUGUAGACUCUUAAAUUAAAAUAGAAAAAUAUAGAUACAUACGUAAAUCACUUACAUACUUAUAGAAAAAAAGGAACACGAGACCUUAUUUUUCAGUCAUUCUGUUUGUAUUUUCGAAAAUAUCUGAAAAAGUUAGCAUGUACACUGAUUCACGGUCAGAUGUUUAUGAGUAGCUUAGAUUUGGCGACGCCUAUUUGCAAUAAUUAUUACACAUUAAUUUUAUAUACUCAAUUACCACUUACAUAGAAUAGUACAUGUAAAGCAACAGAUGCACUUUUUAAAUCCCCGUACUUAAUUUACACAUUGUUUUAGUGUAGUGAAGGUGCAUUGGGAUGAUUCCUAUAAAACCGUGAUAUUGGCAAAUCAGUUUGAAAAUAAGAGAUAUACUUAGUUCCAAAUUUGCGCAAAUGCUUGCGGCCAACAUACCACUAUAGGUAGGGUGGCAACUCGUAUAGGCAUAGAAACAAUGUGGUUAAACAGAGAUGAUUGUGACCAUGUGACAAAUACUGGACGGGUAAAAAUACGGGAUGCAACACUUAAACACGGUUCCUAGUCCCGUACAUACGGGACGUAUGGCAACCUUAACUAUAGGGAACGUGCGUGAACAGGGGUAUAAACAGGAGCCCCUGAAGCGAAGUGUAAAUGUCAAGCUUAAGCUUCCAUUUUGGCCCACAAGAUGGCAGAACCUACAAUGCAUAAGAAAUCUUACGUGAAUUGUAGAGGCCAGCACUUGCUUUGGCGUGAAGUGUCAAUGUACAGUUUAUGUUUCCGACUUAGGCCACAAGAUGGCAGACCCCCAACGCGCACGGUCCCUAUGACAAGUAGUCUCUUAUAAGUAUAAUUUUAUUUGAAUGGUCACUUUCGGUAUUAUGCUUCAUUCAGAAUUACCCCAACGCACCUUAACACUUUGAUUUUAAAUAAAUCCUCGACUAACCACCGACAUCACACGUAGUAUAGACUGAUAUAUUAAUUUAUUUUUACAAAUAAGUAACAUACCAAAUUGGAGAUUAGAUUUUAAUAUGAUCGUCAUAAUUUAUUAACGCUUCAUGUAAAGGAACGCUGCCUUAGGUUUAAAAGGACGAUAUUAUGUAGAAAUGAAUGUAAAUGACGUAGGUUAUUGUAUGUUUUAUGUCAUUUAGCCAAUAUUUGACGAUUUAACCUUGCGCCUUUAACCUUUACGUCAUUCAAGGUUAGCCACUAACUCGGGGUUAACUGGUUAAACUCGGUACAAUAAACCCUAUGUUAACGGUUAACUCCGAGCAAAGAGAAUUAAUUGUAAUAGAGAUGUAAAAUCUAAGACAAAAACGUGCCCCUUAGUUUGACAUCCAAAACAGAUUAAGGUCAGUAACAGAUGAUUGAACCUUAUUCAGAAACAGAUAUUCCUAAGACGAUUAACCAUAACUAUAGUGUAAAUGAAUUUACAGUAUAUAUAGCGCUAAUUUACCACCCUAGUGCGAUAAAUAGUACUAUACGUGUGUAUGUGGAAAAUUUAAAGGGCCAUAUGUACUGUAAAACGUUGUACAAUACUAGUGCGAAAAGAUAAUUCACAAAGAGUGGCGAUAAAUUAAAACACAACCGUUUUAACUCAACACGAGUUUUUACUUUCUGCACUUGUAUCGUAAUGUACUAUUUUAACGUGUUAGUUGCACGUUAAAAACAUUAGGUAAUUUAUUCAAAAUAAAUUUAAAAUCUUCGUCACUUUUCAAGUAACUAAUCCUCAAUUUUUUGCAGCUAAUCGAUGCGAAUAUACUUUAUAAAAAUUAUGUUAACAAAAUAAAUAAUGUGAAUAACCGUUGAAAGUUUUAGAAUAGAAAGCUGGUGCCUUAUACGUAAUCUGUCCGCCCAUUAUUAUGUCCAGAGGGCCUACCGCAACAAUCUGAAAUAGAAAAUUUUAAUAUCUGCCUCUCUCACUCCAAUACAUAAGAGUGAUAGAGAGAUACAUCACGAAAUUUAUAUUUUUCGAUUUUCGCGUCCGGACAACCAACAGUCCGGAGGUCUAUCUUGCAACAAGUUAACCCUUUAAAUGCCAAGAACCUCGGCGUCGUGAUUUGUGAUGCCCAUAGCGCCAAGACCGCUUUAAGGUGGUUCGAUUUUCCUACAAAAAAGAAUUGCGUAUUAUUACACACUAUUACUACAUAAAUAUGUGCGCAUCUAUCUACUUUCGUAAAUUGACAGAAAAGCUUUGUUUUAUACAGAAAUCACGCAUAAAACGUUAUUUUGGUGUUACAUUGAUAGAAAAAUAACGAUAGAUGCGCACAUAUUUAUGUAGUAAUAGUGUGUUAUGACUUAAUAAAAUGCAAUUCUUUUUUGUAUGGAAAUCGAACUAUCUUAAAUUGCUUCGUUGUGAAAUUAGCCAUCAUGUUUUAAACAGUCUUAUGUUUGUUAGCUCGUAUUGUGUCAAUGAUGUUGGCGUGUGCGUGACACUAUAAUUAUCGUGCGAUAAUUUGACUACGCCCUUAACAUUGUUGGGUUUAAAGGGUUACAUUUUCGCUCAAUGUUUUAUAAACAUAACAGCCCUAAACGUAAAAAAUAUUCGGGUUUUAGAUUUUUGCAUAAAUAGUUUUUUUUUUCAUUAAUUUAUAAUUAAACUACAAACACAUUUUUGUUUUGGUAAAACGAUUUGAAAUGUUCUGUUAUAGAUAAACUAUUUGACCAAUAUUUCCUUUGUCAUUGCACAUAUAAAAAACUCCUUUUCGACUAUCUACUUGACGCGACGCAAUUCGAAGAAAACGUUCAUACGUACGAUAAAAUUAUUGCUUUCGUAACUAAGUUGUACGGUAGGCGAUCGAAAUGAGUAAUAAAGCUGUUUGUAAAUUAGACUGCCAAUUUUGUGAUGUUAACAUUAAUUGUGUAAUACUCCUAUUUACUUUAUUUGUAUACGAACCUUUGUUAGAUACGACCGGGAAUGGUGGACGGAAAGGGUUUAAAUAAAUUAUUUCCUUUAC
Cydia pomonella (codling moth) is the source of this 7002-nucleotide messenger RNA. RefSeq lists its product as uncharacterized. NCBI's taxonomy places the organism in Eukaryota, Metazoa, Arthropoda, Insecta, Lepidoptera, Tortricidae. The transcript is spliced from 7 exons. The coding region runs from base 539 to 1939 and encodes 466 amino acids. The record is from RefSeq and is a predicted model, not a curated record.